GACACGGAACCACAGACAUGACUGAAGAUAUAAUCAAACUCUUAGCUGACAACCGAAACAUACAUCACAAAAUGUUGGAUCUGCAAAGACAGUACCACAGUUUACCGGAAAGAAAUGUGGAUUUUGCGGCGAGACUGCACAUACUAGAACAAAGGAUGGAAAUAAUCUCUGCUAAUAAUAAGGUGUUUGACUCAAAAAUAUUCGAGCAGCAACAUGCUGAAAAAAGAAUUAAGAAGGAUCUUAUGUACAGAUUUAACAAACUGAAUGAAAUAGUAAAUAGGCUCCUGGCUGAACACGACAUGCUCCCAGUCAAAACGUCAGAGAAACACCAUCGCUCGUCUAAAAAUAGUAAGACGAGUGUCAAAAUCGCCAAAGAAGAAUCAAAAUUUCACAAAAUCAGCAAAAUACUAAAAAACACCAAAGACAUGAUGUCACAUAAAAUAAAUAAGAUGAAGAAGAAAGUCCAUCGGCAUCCAGACUUAAUCGAGGACGACAAAUUCGAAGUCACUAAUAGUGAGGAAUCAGAGGAGAAUUUAAAAGCCGAAAGUCCCAAAAAUAUUUGGAACGAGGAGAAUCAAGCUAAUCCCGAUGACCACAAUGCUCAGAACUCAUCGAACACCCACGACAACCAGGAAUCUGUCUCUAAUGUCACACACAACCAGACAAUAAAUACCCCUCAUACAGAUGAAACACCAGCAGUUAACAGCAAAGAAGCCAAAAUGUCACAUCCGCCUGCUGAUACUUCAGGGUCUGACCUUCCGAAAUUGAAAGACUUCAAACCACUGAAGUUUUUAGGAAAAGGAGCAUAUUCAACGGUUUACCUAGUUCGAAAAAAUGGUGGUAUGGAUGAUGGUACAUUAUAUGCCAUGAAGACCCUGCCUGUCUCCAGGGAUGAGUAUGAAAAUAGUAAACCUAAAAGGUACUUUGCGGAACAGAAUGUACUCGAAAGGCUUACCGAAAGUCCGUUCGUGGUGAGACUACACUACGUUUUCCAGACACAAUCAAGCCUGUACCUCACACUGGACUAUUACCCAGCUGGUGACCUUGCUGGCUUGAUAUAUAAGAUGGGCCACCUUACAGAGAGUGAUGCACAGCUGUACCUAGCCGAGAUAGCCCUGGGCAUACAGCAUCUUCACGAGAAUGGUAUAAUCCACCGCGACAUAAAGCCAGGAAAUAUACUGUUUGAUGCUUGCGGUCAUGUCGCUAUUGCAGAUUUCGGAGUUAGCGCAUAUUUCACCAGUAAUACGGUAAAAAUUGCUUUUGAUAAGGCCGGCACAAAGCAGUACAUGGCACCCGAGAUGAUCAAACGCAGUGGAUACAGCUUUGAAGUGGACUGGUGGAGCUUAGGCAUAAUCGCAUAUGUAAUGAUGACUGGGCACAAGCCUUUUGUAUUUGAGAACAACGAUGUGCCGUCACUCCAUCGACAAAUUUUGGAGAAAGAGCCAAGGUUCCCAAUGCACGUGACUUCCAAAGCAAAGAAUUUUAUCGAAAGUCUAUUGAAGAAAAAUCCAUCAAAACGAUUAGGGGGACUGACAGGCUCUCCGCUGGAUAUCAAGAAGGAUCCCUUCUUCAAAAAAAUCGAUUGGGAACGCGUGGCAAGAAAAGAAAUCAAGAUGCCUCCUCUGCCACAAGUUAAUUCUGACAACAACAAUGAUUUAGUUGAACAGGAUAGCAGCUUGGUGGGUUUGUUUGAGAACAGCUACAAUGAGGUAUGCACAUACGUAGCCCCUGCCCACAAGACUAAAUGAAACAUCUAGAAGAAAAAUUCUCAGGAGUUCCAAAACAUGAAAGAGCAACAGGGGAUCAUCACAGGACCGACGUGUGCUGGCAGUGAACCCCUUGGUAACGAGACCGCUCAUGGCAAACCAGAAGUCCACAAGGAAACUGAAGAAUAAAGCAUGCCAUGACACACAGGAGCAGGGCCCCUACACAGACACAUACGUGUCAGCUGAGAACUUGUCAGGAUUACACCCGCCAUUCAGCGUGAGCUGCAGUGAAGAAUUUAAGUAUCCAUAAGUUGUGACAGUAUAUGGACUCAUAGUUUCUCAGAAAUAUACUGCCCCAAUCUUGAACACUGUAUGGAUCUCCCCAAUGUCUGUCUGUUAGCCCCUCUCAGCCACCAUUUAUACAAAAAAAACCUAACCUAUGUCCCCCCCCCCAGCAGGGGCGUUUCUCUCUAAGACUUAAUCCCAUUCAGCUUAGCCCAGUUUGGGGCUUUGCCCACAAGGCUUGUUUCAUGCAGCUUUGCCAACCUAUCCCCUCCCCCACAAUAUUUUCUCCUCGGGUUUGCAAACCCCUGGGAGUGUGUUGGAAUUUUAACCCUUGGGGUGUUAAAACCCAAAUUCGAUCAUGCUUGGAAGGGUACAUUGAGUGUGUUCCCAGGGGGGAAGUCCCACUGUUACCCUGGCCUGGGUCAUCUAACCUCAGAUUGUAGAAAGCCAGGGAUUCCCAAGACUGUGAGGAAAAGAUUAUGACAAGGAUAAGCUUUGAGAAGCAAUCUCUGAGGGCAGAGCCCCAAAGUGAAGCAAGCUGAAAGUAACAAAGGUUUGGAGAAAAACAAAACCUGCGCCAUAAUAGAAUUUCAAGAAACAUGAAAAUUAUUUCUAUUUAACAUAGGUACUUGCGUCUACAUAAACGUACUGCUUAAUGGAGGCAAAGAUUUUAUGUGGAAAUAUUUAAUGUUGAAAAGGUAAAUGAACAGAAAGAAAAGUUUGUAUACACCCUCUUAUAUUCCUCUUCUUCCAUCUAAUAUAACAAAUAAAAACAUUUAUAAAUGCA
Molecule: messenger RNA, 2778 nt
Organism: Zootermopsis nevadensis
Lineage: Eukaryota; Metazoa; Arthropoda; Insecta; Blattodea; Termopsidae
Source: RefSeq, a predicted model, not a curated record